AUGUACCUGCAAGCCGCUUUCUCGUUGCUUGCGCUCUGCAUUGCUCUGCCUGUGGUCAAAAGGUUGUUGCGAGGGCGGGUGGACUACUCUGGGAAGCACGUCUUGAUCACAGGAGGUUCUUCCGGGUGCUCCCGCUACUGCAUGCUCCUCCCUCCUGUUGCUGAGGCAGCAUGCGAGGAGCUCAGGAAAGGAGCGACAGGAGCAGAGCAGAAGAUCGAGUAUGCUGUCGCUGACGUCUCCGACUUCCAAGCAGUGAAGGCUGCGGUAGAGAGCUCCGAGAAGAAGGCAGGACCGAUCGAUGUCGUGAUCGCCAAUGCUGGGUCCUCUCAGCCGGGAUAUUUUCUUGAGCAGGACGUUUCCGUCUUCCGUAAAGCGAUGGAAGGGAAUUACAUGGGAACCGUCAACAUCAUCAAAGGCAGGCAGCCUUUCAUCCUCUCAAGUCGAUGCUGA
Guillardia theta CCMP2712 is the source of this 450-nucleotide messenger RNA. RefSeq lists its product as hypothetical. The transcript is spliced from 5 exons. Bases 1 to 450 code for a protein of 149 amino acids. Gene Ontology annotation, cellular component: endoplasmic reticulum membrane. Gene Ontology annotation, molecular function: 3-dehydrosphinganine reductase activity. The record is from RefSeq and is a predicted model, not a curated record. Lineage: Eukaryota; Cryptophyceae; Pyrenomonadales; Geminigeraceae. Gene Ontology annotation, biological process: sphingolipid biosynthetic process.